Sitophilus oryzae (rice weevil) is the source of this 750-nucleotide messenger RNA. RefSeq lists its product as uncharacterized. The annotation marks the transcript as partial. The record is from RefSeq and is a predicted model, not a curated record. Gene Ontology annotation, biological process: double-strand break repair via nonhomologous end joining. The transcript is spliced from 4 exons. Gene Ontology annotation, cellular component: nucleus; DNA ligase IV complex. Gene Ontology annotation, molecular function: DNA end binding. Lineage: Eukaryota; Metazoa; Arthropoda; Insecta; Coleoptera; Curculionidae.
AAAGAAAACCCUAAUAUUGAAGCCACUGAAGAUAUUGUAAAAACAAAUCUGUUGAGCACAAUUGAGGAAUUAGGAGAUGUGAAUAUUUCUUUAAAUUAUAGUGAUAAUGAACUAAAUUUACUUCUCCAUCCAAAGGGCAGUGAUGAAUCACUUCAGUUAGGUGUACCAAAUAUUGUUUAUAAAUUUGCGUUACUAAAACAAGAUAGUUCUAAGUUCAAAAAUGAACUUACAAUUCCUUUAAUUCAAACUGUCUUUUUCUUGGAGAAACAGCAACAAGUGUUAUUGAAUUUACUAAAAAAGAAAGACAGAGAAUUGGAAGAAUACAGAAUGGAAAAAGGGGAUAUUUCCAGAAAUGAUUUAAGAACAGAAACAUUUCAUUUGGAAGGAGGAAAUAAUAAUUCAAACAAUUUAUUUUUAAAAGUAUUCAAGGAAGGUGAUGAAUUUUGGAAAGAUUUCACUGACCAGCAUGGUAAAGUUGAAAUUGACUUACUAGAUGUUGAGCCUGAACCCUGGAAUAAAAAUAAAAGAAGAAAAGUAAUUCAUAAUGCCAAAACAGCGCCUAAAAAGGGCAUUCAGUAUAAAAAGUGAUAUUUUUUACUUAAAAUAUAUUUUAUGUAUACAAUAAUUCAGUUGUUCUUUUAUCAGUAUAAGAAUGUUUUCCCUCUAAGGUACUCUAAUAACUAAUUUGUAAGAUAAAAACAUUUGUACAAUAAAUAAAUAAUGUUUUAAUAAUAAUUUAUGUUAUUUGCA